Molecule: messenger RNA, 2501 nt
Organism: Tarenaya hassleriana
Lineage: Eukaryota; Viridiplantae; Streptophyta; Magnoliopsida; Brassicales; Cleomaceae
Product: N-alpha-acetyltransferase 35, NatC auxiliary subunit
Exons: 16
Coding region: 111-2312 (733 amino acids)
Biological process (GO): N-terminal peptidyl-methionine acetylation
Cellular component (GO): NatC complex
Source: RefSeq, a predicted model, not a curated record
AAAGCGUAUCUAUACCAAAAAGAGUAAAGAAAACCCAACCGAGCUCGAGAGCUACGAAAUCAAAAUCUAGGCACUGAGGAUCUGAGAUCCGAGGAGUAUCCGAGACGGAGAUGCAGUCCAUGGCGCACGAGGAAUCUUCCUCGUCGGCGGAUCAUCAUCAGUCGCCGAAGCAACACUGUUCUAUUCCCUCCGGCGAUAACUCUGUCUGGGCUGAUGUCUCGCCUCUCCUCUCCGCCGCAUGCCGAGACCUUCAGGAUGGUGAGCUCAUUCAUGGAGAUAAUUUUAAUCUUUAUGCCGCAAUGUCUGCAUUGGAGAUAAUGGACCCAAAGAUGGAUUCUGGUAUGGUGUCUAGAUUUUAUUCUAUUGAUGAAGCGAUUGAAAGUGGUGUCGCUCCAGUGCCUAUAAGCUCUGAUAGGACCGUUGAUGUGCAGUGCAUUAUUGACAUCAUGGAUCAUCUCCUCGCAUGUGAGGCAACAUGGCACAAGGGUCAUUCAUUGGCACAAACUGUGUUUUCGUGCAUCUAUCUUCUGAGGCCUGAGAGGACGUCUUCACAUGCUAUAUUGCAUUCUUAUUGCAGGGUGAUACGUGCAACUUGCAGGGCAGUUGUUUCUGCUGUUUCAGAUGCACGCACAAAUGAAGAGGAGGAUCUUUUUACGAUGACAUAUGGUCUUCCUCUGAAUGCGGAUGAAGACAGCAAGGGGCUGUCUCUGUUAAAUGCUGUCGAAGAGACCAUCAGCCGUCAGCUGCGGGCUUGUAGGGCUCCAUCAUCAAAAAGGAGAGCAUUGGAAGAAUUAGAGCCAUUGCAAAUGAAUCUCGAAUUGGAAGAGAGCUAUUGCAAAGCUCUGUUAUGCCGGAUACGUUUCCGUAAGCAUUUUCUACAUGCUCUUAAUUGUAUUAGACGGCCUCAAGGACGUGGUCUGGAAUUGGCAAGAAAACACAUAGGCUCUUGCAUAUCAGAGUUAGAUACCAUUCUUAAGUCAGCUGAAUAUCUGAGAUCAGAUGCUGUGGGAACUGUUGAAAAUGAUAUGGAAGAGAGGACAACGUCAUCAGGUCAUCAACCGGUUGGAUUUGAUGCUAGUAUAAACAAAAGACUAUCAGCUCCCACUCCACCACGUUCUAUCAAACUUCUCUCUUGGAAAAAGGCUCUUGAAUACUUUGUGAAACUUCUUCACAAUCUGGACCAGAUUUGUUCAUUCUCAUUAGAGCCAGAUUUGGAUGCUGUCCUGCGCUUUGUGGUUCAAUUUCAAAAAUCUGAACCUGAUCUUGUCUCUAGGGCUCAUCUCCAGCUUCUUCUGGUGCAAGAUGGGAAACUCUAUGGACGUGAUCCCCUUUUCGCUAUUAUUACCCGUGCUGCUGCCUUGCCUGAGUUCACAAAAAACCAUGAUAUUCAAAAGAACGAGUGUAUUGUCCAACUUGGACAGUUGGUGAUUAAUCUACUUAAAAUACUUUGUACUAAUACCGCAUGGCAAAGGCGUAAGCUUGGGAAAAUCUUAAAUGAUUGGCGCAUCAUUUAUGUACAGUUAGAGCUUUCUGUCAGGCAUGAGUUUGGAGAUUCAACUGGCAUUCGAAAUAGUGAGGAUAUAUCUGUGAGGAUUGUAAACCAUUUACUCAAUUGGAUACAAGAGGAAAUGUAUUGGAUCGCCUCUCACUUUCUCAAGUUGGGGUUUGAGUUAGAUCUCUAUUCCCAGAGUGAAUAUUGCAUGAUAUACUGGUAUAUGUAUAUUAUACUUUUCAAGCUCGGUGAGACAACACAUUUCAAGACAGCGCUUGCUGCUGACAGUGCAAAAAAGAAGACAAAGAAAAAAAAGGAUUCUCCAAAGGAUGUGGUGACUCGAGAAACACAGGUUUCUCCUCCGGUACUAUUUGUCCAGUGCCAGAUGUGCCUCGCAGAAGGGCUCACAAUGCUGCUUGCUGCUUUGAGGAAUGAAGGGAUGGAUUUACCAAGUUCUGGACCUUUCAAUACUGAAAAUGAGAAAUUUAUGCAGCAUUUCGAACUUUUACAGAAAGCUUGUAUACCCGAUUAUAGCGCGUACCAGUCAUUCCGAGAAUCCACUUCUCACGCUUGUUUCCCAAUCCUUCUAGUUUACAACUACUUCAAAGACGCUCAAAAGAUGGCGAAAGAUCUAAAGAGCGGGUUCUCGAAGGAACCAGACAGGUUGGCUGAAGUGAGGAGGUUAGAACAAGUCGCGGAACAUAACGCCGUGGCCUUGAACCUCAUCUGCCGAGUCGGGGCGGUCGACCGAUCCCUCAAGGUAUCGUUCGAGUUCACUCACCAUCCUUAUUUCCCGACCGUUGUUGUCCGCAGAUCCUGAAAUCUCUCUCCGUUCUCUCAGUUUUUUUAAGAUUGGAAACAGCUUUUAUUUGCAUUUGCAUAUGCUUUUAGAGGCUAUGUGUACCCUUCAUGGUUUUUUCUUCGUUGUUAAAUCUUGUGUUUUGUGGGGAAAAAAGAAGAGAAUGUUGAUAACAUUGCAAUAGUAUAAAAACAUUCUGUUUAUGCUUUU